Molecule: messenger RNA, 876 nt
Organism: Lactuca saligna
Lineage: Eukaryota; Viridiplantae; Streptophyta; Magnoliopsida; Asterales; Asteraceae
Source: the annotation of a GenBank genome assembly
AUGCACGAACUGGUUGUCUCAUACAUGAUACAUGGUCCUUAUGCUAGCUUAAAUUCUGAUUGUCCUUGUAUGAAUAAUGCACAAAAGAAAUGUCAUUUUCGAUACCCUCGACAAUUCAAUGAAACCACAUUACAAGGAAAGGACGCAUAUCCUGUGUACCAAAGGAGGGAUAAUGAGGCAUCUUUCUUUCAAUUUCCCACUGCUCUUAGAAGGUUGCUUGCAUCGAUUUUGGUUUUUUGUGAGCUAGGAGACGUUCAUAAUUUAUGGAAUGACGACUAUAAUGUGCUUUCAGAAGAUUAUAGGCGACAAUACGGAAGUAUCAAGAGAGUCCAGAAUAUGGUCCUCACCGACAUCAUGGUAUUCCUACAACCUAUGGGUGAUGAUAUUAAUGAAUUUGAUAUUCCAAAGAUAGAUCAAAAUGUCGAUUUAGAAUUUGGAGUUUUUUAUGAGAAAUUUGCAUAUGAUGAGAUCAUGCGGCAUGUUGAUAAUGAUAUUCUAGGAGUGUUCUUCAUAGACGGUCCUGGAGGAACUGGAAAGACAUUUUUAUACAAAGCUUUACUUGUUAAUAUCCAUUCGUGUGGUCAUAUUGCACUCGCCACCGCUUCAGCGGGUGUUGUGGCUAAUAACAUGUCAGGGGGAGAACAGCUCACUCUCGCUUUAAAAUUCUCAUCAAUCUUGAAAAUAAUUCGGUCUGCAGGAUUUCAAGACAAAGUGGCACUGCUUAACUGCUUCGGACUGCAAAGUGAUGGAGUUGAAGAAACGGUGCACAAAAACUUUAUUCGCAUCCCUGAUGAUAUGGUGAUUCCCUUUAAUGAAAAAGAAAAUUCAUUGAAUUCUUUGAUUGAUGCAAUAUUUCCGUCCUUGGAAAUUAAUUGA